Messenger RNA from Eucalyptus grandis, 1116 nucleotides. Its product is annotated as protein usf. Gene Ontology annotation, molecular function: hydrolase activity. The record is from RefSeq and is a predicted model, not a curated record. The coding region runs from base 36 to 920 and encodes 294 amino acids. NCBI's taxonomy places the organism in Eukaryota, Viridiplantae, Streptophyta, Magnoliopsida, Myrtales, Myrtaceae. The transcript has 5 exons.
ACGGUCGCUCGCUCGCUCGCUCGCGGGGAGGAAUUAUGCUGGCAGCUGCACUGUCGUCGUCAUCCUCCAGAAUCUUCUCGAGAACCAUCGCGAAGUCCUCCGCCGCUUCCUCCUCCUCCUCCUUCUUCUCCCCGCGCGCCGCUCCCCGCCACGCGAUCCGCUCGAUGGCCGACUCCUCCUCCGCCGCCGCCGCCGCCGCCGGUUCGGCUCCUUUCACCAAAGUCCGCAUCCAGAGAGAAGACACCGCCUUUGAUGCAUAUGUGGUUGGAAAAGACGAUGCCCCCGGGAUCGUGGUGUUGCAGGAGUGGUGGGGUGUGGAUUUUGAGAUCAAGAACCAUGCUCUGAAAAUUUCUCAAAUGGAUCCUGGGUUUAAGGCUCUCAUCCCAGAUCUUUAUCGAGGAAAGGUUGGUCUUGAUGUUGCAGAAGCACAGCAUCUAAUGGAGGGCCUUGACUGGGCGGGUGCUGUAAAGGAUAUCCGUGCCUCAGUUAACUGGCUUAAGGCUAAUGGAUCUACUAAGGUUGGUGUGACUGGUUUCUGCAUGGGAGGUGCUCUUUCCAUUGCAAGUUCUGUUCUGGUCCCUGAGGUUGAUAGUGUGGUUGCCUUCUAUGGUGUGCCUUCUCCUGAGCUCGCUGAUCCCGCUAAGGCUAAGGCUCCUGUGCAGGCUCAUUUUGGGGAGCUUGAUAAUUUUGUUGGCUUUUCAGAUGUGACGGCUGCCAAGGCUUUAGAGGAGAAGCUGAAAGCUUCUGGCAUCCCCUACGAGGUACACAUUUAUCCAGGCAACGGGCAUGCUUUUAUGAACAGGUCUCCCGAUGGCGUCAAGCGGAGGAAGAAUAUGGGAUUGGAGGAUGAUAAUGAAGCCACAGCCGAGCUCGCAUGGUCUCGCUUCAAGACAUGGAUGUCCCGCUACCUGCAUCCGUAGACGACUUGUCUUUUGUGUGUGUGUGCAUGCGGUAUGUUCAUAUUGCCAAGAUGCUGCUCUAGAUGCGCCACGGUGUCAAUAGUGAGUACGUGCUGCUGUCUAAAUAAGUGGUUCGUGUCUUCUGAUCCACUGUAAACUCUGAGUACGAGUCUGCAUUGGAAUGUUAUUAUGAUUAAUGAAACUCUGGUUGUGAUCC